ACUGGAGGAGAUAGAGAACAUUUUGAGGUCCGAGAAGAAACGAAAGUGUGCUCGUUAAAAACAUUGAAACUGGUGCAAACUUGGCCAAAGCGUCCCGCAAACACCACAGUAAUGGCGAGGAAGAAAAGCAAGCAACAAGGGGUCGGCCAGAAGGAGCUUGUGCCUGGACAGCAGACCGCACCGAAGAGCUCUGUCUCUCCCGGCGAUGCAGCUGGCGGUGGCGGCGGAGGAGAUGCUGGGUUGGAGAGGCUGGGCAACACCAGGGCGAACCAGCCCAUGCACACCUGCUGCCUGCUGUGCCAUCGAGAAUUCAAGGACUGGGGAGCGGGUUCUGUCAACGGGCUUCCCGCCGGCCACGGGACGAAGCUGGCCGACGCGGUGCCUGCACUCUCCCAGGCCUUAUUGCGGGAGGCGCCGGGUCGAAAGCUGGCCGACGCGGUGCCCUCGCUUUCCCAGUCCCUGCUGGGAGAGGUGCCUCUGUGGAUCUGUCAGAGCUGCUGCAAGAGUGUGGAGGAGGAGGAGAGAAGGAGCACGCAGGAGCAGCCCUCAUCGGUACCAUUGUCACACUCUUCCUCUUGUAAGUCCCAAAGCUGUGGGAACGGUUACCCAGAGCAAAGUACUGUAGACUGGGACCCGAGUUCCUUCCUGUCGGCCCACAAACUGUCAGGUCUCUGGAACUCAGCCCACUCCAAUGGCGGCGAGCACUGCAACCACAACACUUCUUCGCACUCACAAGGUCUGUCAUCACAAGGGCUAACAGCCUGUCACGAAAAACGGGGGCUUCACGAAGCACCUGGAAAAUCGUCAAAAACCUCUAGUCCUAAAGUCUGUCCCUACAGUCACCCGUCAUCCCAGAAUUCCAGUGGAUCCUCUGCUGGGAACUCCCAGUCUACCUCAGCAGACCUCUGUAAGACCACUCCCAAGCACUUCAAGACCAUGUGCCGUCGACCAACGCCACCAGGGGAAGCCUUUCAUCCCAGUGACCACCAUCAACAUGCAGACUUGUCGGUACCGCCCAACAGUCCCACCGGUCUCUCCUCCCAGCAUUCCUCCAUCCUCCCCCCAAAGCCAAACUCCGGACAGCACGGCCACGUCACUUCGUCCUGCGGCACUGGGGUGGCGGCCCAGACGUCUUUCUCCCCGUUGGUACCAAACCUACACAACCCCACAGCCAAACUCAACUCCCCAAGUCCAGACAGUCCAACAUCGGUUCAUAAACCCAGUUCAUGCAAAAAUUCCCACAUUCCUGCAGUAAACACACAACACGGCAAACUAGGAACGUCUCUAAUGGGCUGUAACCACUCUUGUAACGGACACAACCCGGGAACUGUGGCCGCUUCAAAUGUAGGGCAUCUGACGGCUGGAGCCUGCAGGGAUCAGGCAUGUAAAGGGCACAAAGUGACAAAUGGCACGUUGUGCCACCCAUCGUCUGAGCUGGAAGAAGGUGAGGAUGAAGACAGCAGCUCUGAGAGGAGCUCCUGUGCCUCUUCUUCAACCAAUCAAAAGGACGGGAAAUACUGUGAUUGCUGCUACUGCGAGUUCUUUGGACACAAUGCGCCUCCAGCUGCACCAACCAGCAGAAACUACGCUGAGAUCCGUGAGAAGCUUCGCUCACGUCUAACGCGACGUAAAGAAGAGCUGCCUCAGCGUCAGGAUGCAGAGCUGACCGCAGUCGGUGCCAUCGACAACAGGGACGUGGACGAGCUGCUGGACUUCAUAAACAGCUCGGAGCCUAAACCAGUCAACAGUGCCAAGGCUGCCAAGAGGGCUCGACACAAACAAAAGAAAAAGGAAAAAGCUCAGCAGGUUAACACGGGUUCUGCUGGCAGUGAACCCCAGUCCGGUGUGGCUGAGGAGCCCGUAGACGAUCCCACCGCCGAUGGGCCUGAAACCAGUCGGCUGCUUGACUGGCCUCAGCUGGAACUCGAGCGCGUCAACAGUUUUCUCACAAGUCGACUGGAAGAGAUCAAGAACACCAUCAAAGACUCGAUCCGGGCCUCGUUCAGCAUGUACGACCUCAAUCUGGACGUCAAUGACUUUCCCAAGAAGGCGGCUACAUUGGAGGGAAACCACCUGCUGUCCCAUCUCAACGGUUCCUCUGACUUGCAGCAGAUAGACCUGGACCUUUCUCCUCUCUCGCUGGGAAGCUUUAAGAGCCACCUGGACCUGGUUAAUGGAUGGGAGGACACGAAUAUGUCCUCUCCUCCCAACGCUGCUGCCAACACCCCAUCAGGUGUCAGUGCUGCUUCAAAGGACACCCAGCGGUUGCACACUACAAGCGGUCUCUCAAAGCUCGCUAGAGUUCGGUCCCCAGAAAGAUGCACUUCCGCUGGAUCUGACAGUUUGCCACAGGUGCCAGCCCAAGCGACGGCAAAAUCAAAGGAGGAUGCUCCUGAUCCCAAGAGCGCUGGAAACGUCAGCGCAAAGUCGAAGAAGAAUAAAAAGCAGCAGCUAAAACAGGAGCAGUCAGUAUUGGAGCAAAACUCUAGCAAACCAACCAAAGCUGCCUCUUGGAACGAAGCACAGAAAACCAAUGAGUCUAAAGACGCGGCGUCUCACGGCUCAAAGGCUGGGAGCAAACAGCUUCAGCAACCAGCAGACAACCAGAGGAACGGGCCUAAGAAAACUGAGGAGGGGAGGUCGUCCAAACAUGUAUCAAAUGGAGCGAACGGCCUUGUGGGUGCACCAAGGGGUAAAACUGACAUGGAGACCCGAGGAGGUCGAUCUGAGCAGGAAUCAGAGAGCAAAGCUCCCACCUCCAUUCCUCCAAAUGGACCUCCACAGCAACAAACCAAGGGGAAAAAUAAGAAGAACAAGAAUAAGGGAGAAAAGUCCAACAGUGCUAUUGAUGACGUAUUUCUCCCUAAAGAUGUGGAUCCCACAGAAAUGGAUGAGAUUGAUCGGGAAGUUGAAUACUUUAAAAGGUUCUGCCUUGAUUCAGCAAAGCAAACUCGCCAGAAAGUAGCAGUGAACUGGUCCAACUUCAGCCUCAAAAAGGUUCCUUCCAACGCAGCUCAAUAACUUGGGAUGAAAUUCAGAGGGGGAGAAAAAAAUUCGUCACGUCACAAACUCUCUCAGCAGAACCCGGUUUGGCCUGAGCCCUUCUCUCAUUCCCGGUUUUCUUCUCCUGAUAAAGCCAAGGGACCCUGGUUUUAAAAACUCGCUCUUCACUAAAAAGACUGAAAAGCGACUCGUUGGCUGUGAAGCCACUUGGCGUUCUCAAGGCCAACUCUACCCUUUUGCUAUGAUUGCAACGUGAACUGAAUGAGUUUUACAGAAACAGAAAAAAGUCUGUUGAUUUAACUGCAUCCAUGUGCUUACAUAUGUAGUAUGUAAACAAUUACAUGAAAUAAAUGGUUUUAUCACAAAUCUGCGAAAUUUUAACGUUGUUAAACUGAUGAAUUACGAUGAAGUCAAAUGGAAUUGGUGCUCAUCAUCCAUCACAACCUGCAGUCUAAUCCAAAUAUGCUAAUAAUGUACAGUUGUCAGAAUGGAGCACAAUAUAAUAUUUUGAACUAAUAUUAAGAAAACACAGCUACCAUCCUAAGUUACAGUUAUAACAGGAUUUGCCGCUUUUAUUCUCAAAAAGACUGAAGUCAGUCCUGGCACUGAAUUGGAUACUUUGUUCCUACACUUGAUUACGAUCAACAAUCUACCUUUCACUUGACCUACCUGCUAGACUUUCUUAUGAAACUGAAAAAAACUAAUACAGCAUGUUUUUUUUUUAAACAAUAGAUAUGAGAGCAACACUAAUAAUAUUCAUGUUGUCACUUAUUAAAUUAGGUUUUUUUUUUUUUUUUUUUUACAUUUGGCCGAUGGGAUGCAUGAUAAAUGUGAUUUCUAUCAGUCCCCCCUGCAGAUGCAUCCCUGUGCAUGAUGAAAAGGAACUACACUCUUUGCUCCUAUCUUGUAUUGAAAAAUUGUGUUGCUUCAGUGUCGGCCCCUCUUUGGUGUUAGUUAUGAAGAACUACGAUAUCCAAUACACUCUGAGACUAUGUGUUGAAGAAACCCCUUUUGCCAUGAAGUGCUUAUUCUCUAAACUGCUAUCUCAGCCCCUGCUUGGCAGCGCACUGUGCAAUGUUCACUCCAACGUUGGAAACACAUGGUUUGUUGCAGUUAAUUUAAAUGCUUGUACAUAUUGAGUGAAUAUUUUUGGCCCCUUCGAGUCUUUUUCUUACCUUCCUGAGGGUUGUUUGUGUAUAUGUGUGAGCUUCAUUUUUCAUCCAUAAUGCUCUGACCUGUACUGUUAACUUGAUGCUCUCCUCCCAAGUGUUUUCUUGGCAAAAAUAAUAGAAACAGACCUUUAGGACACAAGCCUUUGGCUUUACACCGGUAUCAAUGUUUUUGCCUGAUGGCUUUCAUGAAGAUUGAUGAUUUUUUUUAUUAUUAUUCUAGAUCUGUGCUGAAAUUCUGUUUUUAAUGUAACAUCUCUGAUGCUUUCCAGGUUAUACUCGACUAGAAAAGAUUACCUUAAUGUUUCGAAUGUAGAUUUAUACUAUACCAAUAACAGCCAAGUGUAUGUUGGCUUGUUUCUUUUUUUAAUUCACUUUUGAUACUGUGAAAAAAAAUCUUUCGUUCGGAAAGAUUAAAACAAUACAGUUUUGACAAAAUCA
Messenger RNA from Poeciliopsis prolifica (blackstripe livebearer), 4613 nucleotides. RefSeq names its product family with sequence similarity 193 member B (gene fam193b). Gene Ontology annotation, cellular component: cytoplasm; nucleus. The transcript has 10 exons. Bases 112 to 3021 code for a protein of 969 amino acids. The record is from RefSeq and is a predicted model, not a curated record. NCBI's taxonomy places the organism in Eukaryota, Metazoa, Chordata, Actinopteri, Cyprinodontiformes, Poeciliidae.